UGUGGUCGCUCAGACAAUAGUUGCAGCUGUAACUCAACUCUGAGGAGCAGCAAUGAUGGAGACAGGAACCUCGUCUGCUAUUGACUGACUAGGAAAGAGUGAGCGUAAAGAGAAGGAGUAGGACAAGAAGGAAGGUUUGUUCAGCAGAGGGUUGUGUUGGGACAAACCUUUUGCCCAACAACUCCAAGAGAAGCCAAGGGGUUCAGUGGUUGGCAUCUCUGUCAAGGCACUACUAGCUUAUGCCUGGAUAUACAGGGAGCACAGGAAAGGAUUGCUCAGCAUUCAGAAAGGGAGCAGAGAGAUGCAGUUUCAGUCUACUCUACGUUGUCCAGAUACACACAGGCAGAUUUUGAGAUGGGACUGUACCAUGUGGGCUGUACUGUGCAGGAUUUGCUUUGUUCAUCUCAGUCAAAGCCAUUACUUUUGAACAAGCUUUUUUUCGAUGGACGCUGCACACAAUGACAUUGUUUUAAUCCAAGCUUUUGCUGCCAGCUGACAAAAUGUUGAAGUUCAAAUCUUUUUGUUUGGAUUACUGGCAGUUCCUCUGUCUCCAGCCUCUGCAUGGUUCCUAUAAAAGUGUGGAAGGUGAUGCUCCAGGUAGCCAGGUGGGUGCCUCUGUGGAUUCCGGCAGCGGCUACGGUUGCAUCCCAGUGACCCACAGCAGGGGGCUUGGCCCCGAUCACCUGGACAGCCAGCUCUGCGGACAAAUCUUGCUGCCCAGUCACCUGCGGCCCCGUCGACCCAAGCUUCAGCAUUCCCAGUCCAUCCUGCGCAAGCAGGCAGAGGAGGAGGCCAUCAAGCGCUCCCGCUCAUUGUCAGAGAGCUAUGAGCUCUCGUCAGACCUUCAGGACAAGCAGGUGGAGAUGCUAGAGCGUAAAUAUGGUGGGCGUUUCAUAACUCGGCAUGCAGCCCGCACCAUCCAAACAGCCUUCCGCCAGUACCAGAUGAACAAAAACUUUGAGCGUCUUAGAAGUUCUAUGUCUGAGAACCGUAUGUCCAGACGGAUUGUCCUAUCCAAUAUGAGAAUGCAGUUUUCCUUCGAAGGACCUGAAAAAGUCCACAGCUCCUACUUCGAAGGAAAGCAGGUCUCCCUAACAGAUGAUGGCACUAAAAUUGGUGCACUGGUAAAGCCAGAGCAUGGUGGGGAGAUGGGGGUGCAGGCCAAGACCCCCACGACACAGAGCGACUUCACAGAUGCUAUCACAGAACUAGAAGAUGCGUUCUCCAGGCAGGUCAAAUCUCUAGCUGAGUCCAUAGAUGAUGCUCUAAACUGUCGUAGUCUACAUGGUGAUGACAACCAGCUGGAGCCGGGUAGAGGCCACCAGGAUAUGGACAGAGAGGUCGGCUGUCAGGUGAAACCCUCCCACAGCACUUCAGAACACCGCAAACUGGAUGAGAUGACGGCAUCUUACAGCGAUGUUACCCUGUACAUUGAUGAAGAGGAACUGUCACCGCCACUGCCCCUGUCUCAAUCUGUGGACCGGCCCUCCAGCACAGAAUCGGACUUCCGUCAGCAUUCCCUCAAUUCCUCCCAGGACUACUGGUCAUUGGCUCAUAAUGAUGAGAAAGGGGACACAGACACCAGCUGCCGCAGUACACCAUCUCUGGAGUGCCAAGAGCAGCGCUUGCGGGUAGAUCACCUACCCUUACUGACCAUUGAGCCUCCAAGCGACAGCUCAGUGGAGUUGAGUGAUCGUUCUGACCGCAGCUCUUUGAAGAGACAGAACGCCUAUGAGCGGAGCCUCAGCAACCAGCAGAGCAGCCCCAAACACAUCAGCCACAGCCUGCCGCCUCGAGGGCCUUCCGGCGAGGAUGCCACUUGCCAUCGGCCACGACAAUUGGAGGCCCACCUCGCCAUCAAUGGCACCGCAAACCGGCAGAGCAAGUCAGAGUCAGAUUUUUCUGAUGGUGACAACGACAGCAUCAACAGCACAUCCAACUCCAACGACACCAUCAACUGCAGCUCUGAGUCCUCAUCCAGGGACAGCCUGAGGGAGCAGACACUUAGCAAGCAGACGUACCACAAAGAGACUCGCAACAGCUGGGACUCACCUGCCUUCAGUAAUGACAUCAUCCGCAAGAGGCACUACCGCAUUGGCCUAAACCUCUUCAACAAGAAACCAGAAAAAGGCAUCCAGUAUCUGAUAGAGCGAAACUUUGUUCCAGACACUCCAGUGGGUGUGGCUCACUUCCUGCUCCAGAGGAAAGGUUUGAGUAGGCAGAUGAUUGGCGAGUUCCUGGGUAACAGACAGAAACAAUUCAACCGAGAUGUCCUCGACUGCGUGGUGGAUGAAAUGGACUUCUCAGGUAUGGAGCUGGACGAAGCGCUCAGGAAAUUCCAGGCACAUAUCAGAGUGCAGGGAGAAGCACAGAAGGUGGAGCGGCUAAUAGAGGCCUACAGCCAACGUUAUUGCAUCUGUAACCCUGGUGUGGUGCGACAGUUCAGGAACCCCGACACCAUCUUCAUCCUGGCCUUUGCCAUCAUCCUCCUCAACACAGACAUGUACAGCCCAAACGUCAAGCCUGAAAGGAAGAUGAAGCUGGAGGACUUUGUUAAGAACCUUCGAGGAGUGGAUGAUGGGGAAGACAUCCCCCGAGAGAUGCUGGUAGGGAUAUAUGAGCGGAUUCGCAAGCGAGAGCUCAAGACUAAUGAAGACCAUGUGUCCCAGGUUCAGAAAGUGGAAAAACUCAUUGUUGGAAAAAAGCCGAUUGGCUCGUUACAUCAUGGCCUGGGCUGUGUAUUAUCCUUACCCCACCGGAGAUUGGUCUGUUACUGCAGACUUUUUGAAGUGCCCGACCCCAACAAACCACAAAAGUUGGGCCUGCACCAGAGGGAGAUCUUCCUUUUUAAUGACCUGCUAGUGGUUACUAAAAUUUUCCAAAAGAAGAAGAACUCUGUGACGUACAGCUUUCGGCAGUCCUUCUCACUUUAUGGCAUGCAAGUGCUGCUUUUUGAGAAUCAGUAUUACCCCAAUGGAGUUCGUCUAACAUCAGCCAUUCCCGGAGCUGACGUCAAAAUCCUCAUCAACUUCAAUGCACCCAAUCCUCAGGACCGCAAAAAGUUUACUGACGAUUUGCGAGAAUCUAUUGCUGAAGUCCAAGAGAUGGAGAAGUACCGGAUAGAAUCUGAACUAGAAAAACAAAAGGGGGUGGUGAGGCCCAGCAUGUCCCAGAGUUCAGGGUUAAAGAAGGAAACAGGCAACGGCAACCUCAGCCGAGCGAGCCUCGAUGACAGCUACGCCAUUGGUGAAGGCUUGAAGAGAAGCGCCCUCAGCAGCUCCCUACGUGACCUCUCAGAUGCAGGCAAGCGUGGAAGACGCAGCAGUGCAGGAUCACUAGACAGCAAUAUGGAAGGGUCAAUCAUUAGCAGUCCUCACAUGCGGCGAAGACCCCCCUCCAGCCGAGACUGCCCGUCCCGCCACAGUGGCCAGUCCCUGCCCAACUCCUCUUCACUGCUAGGAUCUUUGUUUGGUACCAGGCGGGUGAAGUCCCCAAGCCCCACCCCGCAGCCCCUGCACCCCACCCUCAUCGCCCACACCCCCCACCCUGCCAACCUGCAGCACACAGCCCGGGCGGAGACUGACGCGUCGGCCUCCAUGCACCCUCAUCAUGCUCAGUUCUGCCACAUGACCCAGAACCCCCCGCCUUACCAUCACCACCACCACUACCACCCUCCGGCCAACUUGCAGCACCCUCCACACCAGUACCACCCACCCCCUUCUCACGGCCAGCAGCCAGCCUACCCACCUCACCCUCACACACAGCACAGCCACGGAAGCCACUUGGCACACUCCUCCCACCCUGCUCUCGGCCCCCACCACCAUGGCCCGCCACCGGCACCCUCCCAGGCACCUAGCAGCACCAAGCCCAAGCACAGCGGCAUUAGUACGGUAGUCUGAGGUGCACGGGAGCUUUCUGGGCUCUCUGACUGAACUUUGAUUUUGCUCCAAGGCUCUCAGCUGAAGAGACGGUUGCACUGUGCAUCAUAGGUCUGGGCAUGUAAAGCUAGACGAGAUCCUGUGCCUCCGUCAGCAUUUUUUGUUACACUCAUCACAGGGGCAGUAUAUUUAAUAUAAACAUAUUUCCUUUCUAGUUACCCCUUUCAUUUCAUUUCAGGUCAUAGGUCAUGUCUGCCUGCUCCAGGAGCAACAGACAGCAACACACGAGAGCAUGCACAAAGACCACAACUACUGUUUCUCCUCAGUAAAUUAAAGGUUCUGUAUGUAACUUUCAGAAAAUCCUCCUUUAAUCCUCAAUAAUGACAUGAGUGGCUGUUGAGUGAACUGCAGUCAGCAAUCUCUUGAUCAAACUCGCACUCCUUAGGCACAAGCGAGCGCCUGUGCAUCAGCCAAAACAACGACAUGACAUACGCAAUACUGGGAAUGAUUGACUGCCAUCAUGUUGAUAGACUGCUGGAAAACAAAUUACAAUCAUUAUAUUUUAAUAACAUUACGAUUUGUAUUGUUCCUAUAUAUUUUUUUAUUGGCACCAUAAUACCUGCUAGCUUGCUGUCUGCAAAUAACUUUAUCAGCUGACGAUACAGAGCAACAAUCAAGAGAUCCAUGCCCCAUAGCUAAGUUCAAGCUCUCUGGCUAACCCUAGCUUACGUUAUAGUUAGCUCGUUGUCUGCCCCUGCCUUGCAUUGCUCUCUUGGCUAGUAAGCAAUGCUCGGUUAUACACCUUUGCUUUAUACCAUUGCACCAUUUAUUGUUUGCUAAAUCAACACUGUCAUAAUAUUUAAGUUAGUAUCAUGGGUCAUGUUAGCUGGUGAAUUAAUUUGGCAAGCUAGGGAACUAACAUAUCCACUCAGAUAUAUUUUGCUAGCAAAAACGUAAGCAUGCAAGCUGAGAUUACCUAGAUAGUUGUAACUAAGCUAUAAGUUUAAGUUUAGUUUAAGUUUAUUCACUUUAUUAAUCCCCCUGAGGGGAAAUUCAAUGUUUUCACUCUUGCUUGUCAAUUACACACAGGUCUGAAAGACACACACAUGCACAAACAGGACUUAUACAUGCACAAAGUGGAGAGAUCUCAGAGUGAGGGGGCUGCCCUUUGGUCAGGCGCCCCGAGCAGUUGCAUGGAUCUGUCAUUGGUUGCUUCGUAAUGUUGCUGAUAAAAGCAAUUUACAAACAGCAAGCUAGCCAGUUUGGCAUCCACAUCUGAUCAGAUAUUAUCCACUCAAGACAGCAUUUUGUUACUUUAGCUAACUGGCAAUUUGUCCACAUUAACAAGCAAGCUAAAGUUAGCUAACAUUAACCAGCACAAGCCAAAACAUCACAAUAUAUUUUACAUGUCAGUGUUCCAUCUAGGAUUUUUACAGCUUCGGGAAUCAGGGGGCACUGAAUUUAAUCAAUUUACCAUUUAUAAGACCACAAAUGAGAAUCAGCCAGCUAGCACAUCCUGGUGUCCCUUCGACCCCUGUCGCUAGGACACUACUUUACUGGGAAGAGAGCAACAGCUCCACAGAUGGAUCACUGAACCAACUCUAAUUCAGCCAAUGUACUCCAGCGCCAGGGGUAAUGGUGAGCUGGUGGCUGGGUCUAAUGUGUAACAGCAGCAACAGAAAGUAGCAGAAAGUUGGAGCUGUCUGGAAUCAGACCCUGUCACUCAGUUUAGGUCUGGCUGGAUUUAAGUAGCUAGUUAAAGUCUGUCUCCAGGCCGCCGCUGCCAAAGUUACACAAUGGAAACACAGUAUGUGUGGAUUUUUUGUUGUGGUGUGUGCCAGUUGUAUUUUAGCAGACUUCUUAGCUAACGUACGCUAACAUUAGAUUUACUGUUAGCGCUGUGAAGGAGCUGAAGACAGGCAAGGCACUUGGUAACAUGCAUUAACAUCAUGUCCUUUGAAUUUUUACUGCCCUGAGUCCUUUACAUAGACAUUAGUCCACAGGCUCUCAUCAGCAAACAAAGAAGUUGGGGAAUGUCUCAGUUUUUAUGUAACGAUCCGUUCACCCAUUGGCAAUAAAAUGAUAAAUACCUGUAAAAAGUAACAUACAGUACCUUUAAAGGAACAUGAUUAAAUAUUUUGCUUAUUAGUAUUUUACAGAAGAAGUAAACAGUAGUGAGGGGGGUUUGGCUGAAUAAGACAGACAGACAGACAUAAAUGAUCAUCCUCAGCAGUACAGUAGCUGUACAGGUAUGUAGCAAUAGCUCAGUGCACUGUGAUAUCUCUGUUAGCAGUGAUAAAUGUGCCAAUUAUGAAGCAUUUGCUAAUUUAGUCUCAGAAAUUGCUUUAUGUAGCUUAUAUUGUGCAUAGUAUUUUGUAAAAUAACAAUUUCAACUGUUAUUAUUAUAAUUAUUAUUAUUACAGAACAAAUGGCAUCAAUUAAAACUCUCAGUAUUAUAUUGGCACAUAAGUGGCAUAGUUUUACUGUUAAGAAACCAAUCAAAGCUUGUAAUAGUAGCCUAAGGCAAUUCAGUAAGCUGGAAUACUUAUAUGUUUAUAUGGUUGCCUUUGAGUUAGAACUCUGUUCAGAUUGUUGAAUGCCAGUACAGACGUGCACACCGGCCUGCCAAGUUUCAUCCACUGCAGUCAUCUUCGGUUCGAAGUCGCCUCUCCCGCUCUGGAAAAAAGGCAGCCAAAGUGAGCUGCUGAGCAAGCAGAUUCAUCUGAGUGUCUGCCCUUCAGUACUAGCUGCUUGUCUGCCAUCAUCUUAUUUUUUUAACUAUUUUUUAAAAGUCCAAUAAACAAAAUGAAAUGUGAUAUGCUGCACUGCAACCUGGUGGGAUUCUUCAAGUCCGUUCUGCAGGAGAAGGUUUUCCAAGUUUUUAAUGGAAACUGAGAGAGUCUGUGUGAACUGUGUAGCAGGGAAAACAGCACCAUGACUGUUUAAGUGUCUCCCCUGAUGUGGAAGCUCUCAGCUGGCUGAGUGUGCCCUGUCCCCCUUUGUUUUUUUUUUUGUGCGUCUCAUGAGCAGUGAGCACGUGGUGCAGUGCUGUUUACUCACUUGAUCUGACUUUUCAGAGCCACACGGACACCACAGUACAGAAAUCAGUAAUUAUCAUUCUGUGAUGGUGAUAGUACUCAUAUACGUCAUUCACCACAAAUGGCAGUUUUAUAUCAAUCAUCUGUCUGACAUAUUAUGGGAAAGCUGGUCGUACCUCCCAGCCAUCCUGUGCACAGUAUCUGCGGUGUGUGCAAAGCAGAGGCAGGGGGCUUGUGUGAUGGUGUAUAGUUUCUGUUGAAAGUGGUAGACACAGCACUUGUUCUUCUACUUAGUUGAUAUCAAUGGCAGAAGUUAGUCUGUAUCUCCUUAAAGACUUUGUGAUGGAUUGUUUUUUAACUUGUUUGUGCAAUUUGUAUUAACUUUUUUGUCUAAGACUAACUUCAGUGUGGUGGUUGUUCCAUUUUCUUUAGUUCUGUUAGUGUUGUCUUUUUUCCUCCAGCGUCCUUUGUCAUUUCUUCCUCAAUGUUUCUGUGAAGUGCAACUAUCCACAUGGAUUUGAAGGGACUGGACCUUCCACACUGAUAAAGAGUGUCAACCAAAAUAAUUGCAUGUAACAAUGUGUUUCAUGGCUAUUUUCUAACUAUUAUGUAUUCCUAAACUAUAUCAGUGUUACAACUGACAGUUGUUAAAAAUGAAUGGUAGAAUAGUUUUGAAUUCUUCAAUUACAGCUAACUUAAGUCAGCUAUGUAUUUGUGUCACUCCAGAGGAUAACCAAAUCUGUAUCUUUUCCUGAUCCACAUAGAGUAGUUUACUGGAUCUUUAGUGUACAACAGUGGCUAAAGCAGUGAGAGGAAAGGUAGAGGCAGCGUGACAAAAUAUGUACUCUGUCAUCUGGAAAUCAGAGUGAUAAUAGUGAUAUCAUCUGUCUCUGUCAGUGGCUCACACUGUUGUUAAGUGAUAGUCAGUACAUUAUUAUUCUUAAAUACUUGUUUCCUCAAGGUUUAAGUUAUCAAGGUACCACUUAAUAUAAAGUAACCUUUACAGAGGUUUUAUACAUUGUAACUAAUUGAUUAUUUAAUAAAGCCAAUUCAUUGUUAUAUGCAUUAAUGGUUAAUAAGUAAUUUGUUGAUGCUUUAUACAUCAGCAAUAAGUCUUUCAUAAGAACAACUUUUGAGUUGGCAUGUUCUAGAAAAAUCUCCUAGGCUGGUGUUUAUCCUCCAGCAAAUGUUAGUAAGUCACAUUUGUUGGUCCACUAAUCGACAGUAGGUGGCAGUAACACCCAGAGUAGCAUAGCAGUGUGCUGGCAAAAGUAAUGAAGGAAAAGACGGCAAACCAAGCUUCUGGGAAGUGCACUGGACUUUGACAUAUAUAUCUGCAGACACAUUCCAUUUGUAGCAUACACAAUACACCCCUACAAAACCGCGCCCACCACUAGUACAAAACAAAACCACCAACACAACAGCUAUCUGAACCCUGCUACAAUGCUACACCAUAGUGAAUAAGACGAAAUGUCGUAAUAAUUCACUUUAUAAUUUGUAAUACAUUAAGAUAUGAUUCACUUUGUAAGUACUGAGAUGUAACCCUUCCCAUUACCCUUAUCCUAAUCUUAACUGCCUCACUUUUAACAUAUUACUUCAUAGCUAAUGCCAGCUAAUUGCUAACUAAGCAUUUAGCAUAUAUAACAAGAUGUAGCCUUCCCAUUACCCUGACCCUAACCUUAAGCAUCUCUCUUUUAACGUAAUACUUCACAGCUAACUAAUCACUAACUUAGCAUUAGCAUAAGUAACAAGAUGUAGCCUACCCAUUACCCUUACCCUAACCUCAACCACCUCUCUUUUAACGUAAUACUUUACAGCUAGCUAUUGCUACCUUAGCAGUUUCACUGGGACUUCUGCUUUCAGGUCAAGGAGCGAAGGGUGCUGAUUGUGGGCUGAAAGGUAUAAUGGUUAUGUCGCUAGAAGGCUGGUCAUGUAGCUGCUCCAGCUGCACUUGUACCUCUCAGACUUUGAAACCAAUCUGACAUAGUGGCCAAACCCUGUAAUUCCAGGGUCCAUCACGUGAUGCCAUUGCACCCAAAAAACUUUUCCGCGUAGACUUACAUUGGGAAAGAGAUGUCUGUAAACCAGUGGAUACAUUUUUUUGAGUGUCUCAACACUCGUAAACUUACUCACUAUCGGGAUUUGAUCCAUACGGUCUCAUAACAUUUUAAAAGUCUGGAAGAGCUGCAAGAUUAAAUCAUUUUAUCCCCAUUUAAGUUAGCAGAGGGCUAAACCAGAGGCUAGCCGUUUGGCCAGCAGAAGCUAGCUGCUCAGCUGGCAAAGUUGUUAGUGCCCUUGUUCUGUGGGCCCAAUGACACAAAAGACUGGGGUAAUUUUACACCCAGGAGGUCAAAGUUUUUUUAGCCACAGGGGCCACUGAGAAACUUUCAUAAGAGUGAUGGGGACCCCACCUGCAACACUGUACCCAGUACUUUUAAUGCAUCUAUGCUGCACACUAGCAAACAUCAAUGUAAAUAUUGCACAAUUUAACAAAGAAAUCAGCUCUAUGAAUGUUUAUUAAGGAAGAAUGUGCACUCAGUGUGCCUAUUUGACCUUAAGGAUACACAUAAUAAACUUUGGUGAGACACACCCAAAUUUGUUGCAUAUAAUAUUACUUUUAUUCAUUGCCAAGAAAACUCCAGGGCAGCCUUAAGUGAUUAGUCUUCAUAUUUAACCAGACCUAGCUGAAAAAGACAAUGCGGGUGACAUGCCAGGCCGAGUUUCCCAGUGUGUUUUAAAGCAUAGCCACACAACACAUGCACAUUAAGAAAACACCCCCAAAUUCAGAAAACACAUUCACUGAUUUCGCAACACAUACCCUGCAAAUCCUCACAACACAAGCAAAUGAGAUAACGCGAUGCAAAUGCUCACAACACAGGCAAGAAGCUGAACGCUCCGCAAAAACGAAAACACACACCAAAUUGAAGACCACAACGGAAAUGUUUCCAGGGGGACCGUAAUCAGUGACAUACUUACUGGUUGUUGACAUUUCCAGACUUUCUUCAAGUCCGGUCCGAGCAUCUAAGUUGUUUUUGGGCAUCCACGUUUCCCUCACUUGCAUCUCUUCCUUGUAGGACACGGGGGAGAGAUGCGAGGAUGAGACAUGAGUAGAGAAGAAACGAGGAGAUAUAUCUGUCGAGAAAUGAGUCAUCUUUUCCUCUGAAGCGUCACAUGAAGCGACGUCCAUUUCUAAUGACGGCGGCAGCUGAUCAGUUAUCACAUGAUGUUAUAGAAACAUAUAUAAUGAUAAAGAUACAGAUACAGUUAUCAGUAACAGAGCAGCAGUGUUUUCUCUCUGUCUAACAAUCACCUGCACAUGAACAACAACCUGCGUUCUGUAUUUAUAAUCUGACCUGUGUCCUGCUCAGUCACAGAAUGUCUUUCUAUGAUUUAUUCAUUAUUUGCUGCUGUAUUUAUUGAUAUUCUGAUUGUUAGUUCAUUAUUUAAUAACCCAGAACAUGAUCAUGGUGUCUUUAAACACUGGAAAUAAUUUAUUAGGCCAAAUGUUUCAGAGAAAAUUAAAAUUCUGUAACUCAUCAACCUGACGCUCAGGAAUGAUCAGCCUCAGUGUGACUGAAUGGAAAAGGCAAUCACUGAUGUAAAAGUGUUUCCUGUUGACAGACAGGCUCUCUGACAGACAGGCUCUCUGACAGACAGACUCUCUGACAGACAGACUCUUUGAUUGUAUCUAUAAUUAAAGUUGAUGAGGGAAAUAACAGAUCGUGAAGAGAACACUCUUUCUAAUAAAUGAAGAGUCGUUUGUUUCCUUUUCUUGUUCAGAUUUUUAACUCGAUGGUGAAUUAGAAAACAAAUAAAAUAUAAAACGUGGCAGUGAUACAUUUGAGUUGAAUCUGUUAUCUGUCUUCACUCUGUAUGAAACUCCAGUGAUGUAGGGAUGUAUCAGAUCAGUCUGAUCAGCUACAGCGCUGCGCUGUCCAAUCAAUAACUGAUAUCCAAUAAGGGGGUGUAUCGGUUGGUAAACGGCUGCACUCUCUUCCCCCUCCUCUGAAAGCCUGCUCUCUCCUUGACUCCUCUGAGUGCAUUUAACGAAUUGAGACGUUGUACAAGAUGGUGAGUCUCAAAUCAAUUUCCGGGUCAAGUGACCGAGGAUUGAGGACGGAGGAGUUGAGGAGGGAUAUUGGGAUGAAACCAUCUGCGCCCAAAAGCAGGUCCGUGAGUGAUUACGGUCCAACAUUUCCGUUGUCGCCUUCAAGUUGGCGUGUGUUUUCGUUUUUGCGGAGCGUUCAGCUUCUUGCCUGUGUUGUGUGCAUUUCCAUCCCGUUAUAUUAUUUGCUUGUGUUGUGAGGAUUUGCAGCGUUUUCUUAUUUGCUUGUGUUGUGAGGAUUUGCAGCUUAUGUAUUGCGAAAUUGAUGAAUGUGUUUUCUGAAUUUGGGGGUGUUUUCUUAAUGUGCGUGUGUUGUGUGAAUUUGCGUGUGUUGUGGAAUUUGCGUGUGUUGUGACAUCUCUUGGCCACCGUAGAAAUAGACCAUCUCCACUAAACAACAUACGGAAUUUAUUCAGUAUUAACAAACCAUUAACCUUCUGGAAAAAGAGCACAGUUAAUGUUCCUCACAAUGAAUGCCAUAUAUUCAUUGGCGCUGGCUGUUGUUUAGGCCACCCUGUAACCACUUUGUUCACUAGACAAGUUUGCUGGAGGAGGAUAAACUCCUACCAAAGAGGUUUUACACAACCUGGCAAUCCAAAUGUUCUAUAGCUUAUUGCUGAGUUUUUAUUAUAUUAUAUUAAGUUUUUAUUAACCAUUAAUGAAGCCAUUAGUUUCCACCUAUGAACCCUCUAUAAAGGGUGCCUGAUUAGACAGUAGUACUGUUAAAAUAUCUGUCAUGAUCCACAACACAUUUUGCAGGCUUUAUGUACUGUAGGCUACUCUACAAUCUAACAUUUUACUGAUCUGUCAAAUAUACAGCAUUUAAUCCAGCAAAGUUUAGGUUGUAUAGAGUCAGAAAAGUGCCAAUAUUGCAUGGUUAUUACAAUUUAAAUCAGUUACAAAAUCAAUUGGGGGCCAAAUUUAAUCGACCCAGCACAACCUUACAGUUGACCAAUCAUAACUCUGUCCUCAGACCAAAGUCUGAUUACUAACUGGGAUCAUGAUGGAAACACCAGCCAAGAAGAAACCUAGCUUUAUUAGAUAUUGGUGGUUUCAUAACCCACCAGGUCCUUCAGACGUCUGAUCAAAAAACCUGUCCAGAUUCUGUGUGAGGUGGUUUGUUGCAUGCCAUUGAUGCCUAUCGUUUCUUUUUCUUUUCUUUUCUCUCUUUUGUUGUGUUGUGCAUAACUAAGUCCCUACCUUUCAAUGUAGCUUUUAUUUCUCUAAAUUAUGCUUGUUUACAUUUAGAUGAUAUCUGGCUGCUAGUGUGUCUUUUCAUUUACAAUUAGAGUAUGUCAUUAUACUCUGCAUUUCACCUCUAUUUCCAUUGUAUAGUAUAAAGACAUGGCAGUAUACUGCUGAGUGUAAAUAGCAAAUCCAUCUGUGGGAAUCUAAUGUCAUUUGAUGAAGAGGCUCUGAAACAGAGUGAACCUUUUAAGUAUGGGUGGAUAGUAAUGAGAAAACAUGUAAAUAGUCUGUAAAUUACAAUUAUCAUUAUUAUUAUUGUUAAUAAUAAUAAUAUUAUUAUUACUACUACUCCUCAAUAUCUGCAUUACAUUGAAGAUGCAUUUCUGCUCCCCUCUGAUAUUUACAUAAUCAUCAACUGCUUCUCUCUGCCUCCAACAGGACUGAAUUAUCAUAGGAUCUAGAGAUGAACAGCCAACUGUUACACAGUUAACACGGCUUCUAACAUACUUCCUGAGAUGCUCCUAUUCUCUCACACUCACAGCCCACUUUUGAAGUCAAAGGGAAGGGAGGAGUGCUCUUAUUUUAUUAUGCAUUCUGUUUCUAAGUAGACACACUGCUAUUGAUGUAAAACUAGUACUGU
Messenger RNA from Epinephelus lanceolatus (giant grouper), 12849 nucleotides. It is a transcript of the gene iqsec1b, whose product is annotated as IQ motif and Sec7 domain ArfGEF 1b. Gene Ontology annotation, biological process: regulation of ARF protein signal transduction; actin cytoskeleton organization. The record is from RefSeq and is a predicted model, not a curated record. Lineage: Eukaryota; Metazoa; Chordata; Actinopteri; Perciformes; Serranidae. Gene Ontology annotation, molecular function: guanyl-nucleotide exchange factor activity.